Oncorhynchus keta (chum salmon) is the source of this 5709-nucleotide messenger RNA. RefSeq names its product solute carrier family 13 member 2-like. The record is from RefSeq and is a predicted model, not a curated record. Gene Ontology annotation, cellular component: membrane. The transcript has 15 exons. Bases 103 to 1956 code for a protein of 617 amino acids. Gene Ontology annotation, molecular function: transmembrane transporter activity. Gene Ontology annotation, biological process: monoatomic anion transmembrane transport. NCBI's taxonomy places the organism in Eukaryota, Metazoa, Chordata, Actinopteri, Salmoniformes, Salmonidae.
UCAUAAAACCUUUGCACCCACACUCCAAUUAGAUUUUCUGUCUAAUAUAUCUAUCUCUCUUCUCUGUGUACCUGAGCUACUCUCUGGAUAUCUGGACCAGCCAUGGUGGUGUGUCUAACUGGGCUAUGGAGGUAUCGGAAUUACCUGGUCAUAUUCCUCACCCCACUGUUGAUUCUACCUCUACCCAUAAUAGUUGGGGGACCGGAGGCUAGUUGUGGCUAUGUGAUCAUCCUGACGGCCCUGUAUUGGUGUACAGAGUGUAUGCCCCUGGCUGUGACCGGUCUGCUGCCUGUCAUCCUCUUCCCUAUGAUGGGCAUUAUGGAGUCAAGUGAGGUGUGUACCCAGUACAUGAAGGAUUCUAACAUGCUGUUCGUCGGAGGGCUGUUGAUGGCUACAGCUGUGGAACACUGGAACCUUCACAAACGCAUCGCCCUCAGAGUACUGCUCCUAGUUGGGGUUAAGCCUGCCCUUCUGAUGAUGGGCUUCAUGGGCACCACAGCCUUCCUGUCCAUGUGGAUCGGUAACACAGCCUCCACUGCCAUGAUGCUGCCCAUCUCUAAUGCUGUGCUGAAGCAGCUGUGUGACACAGAGGCCCAGGCAGAGGAGAGGGAGAUGGACCUGAUCUCCCUCAGGGGGGCCGGGCCCGGGACUGGGAUACCUAAGGGCCAGGACAACCAAACCUUUGAUAUGGGUGACAAGGAGAACAGUAUUACCAUAUAUGAUGGAUGUACUACUGAAUGUACAAAGGAUGUCAAGCCCAUGAAGAAUGGAAUUCAGUUAGAGCCCGAGCCAGAGGUGGAGGAGAGUCCGGAGGCGAGGGAGAGGAGGCUAAAGAGGGAGGCUAAGUACCUGAAACUUGAUAAAGGCAUGAGUCUCAGUGUGUGUUACGCUGCCAGCAUCGGAGGUACAGCCACCCUCACCGGCACCGCCCCAAACCUCAUCCUCAAAGGACAGGUCGACGAACUGUUCCCAGGAAAUGGAGACAUCAUCAACUUUGCCAGCUGGUUUGCUUUCUCCUUCCCCAACAUGGUUCUGAUGCUGAUCAUCUCCUGGCUGUGGCUGCAGUUUAUGUACCUGGGCUGCAACAUGAAGAAGUUGUUUGGCUGUGGAACGAAUAAAGAUGGUGACAAGGAGGCGUACGGGGUGAUAAAGAAUGAGUAUAAGAAGCUGGGCAGUGUGUCCUUCGCUGAGGGAUGCAUCCUGGUGCUGUUUGUCCUGCUGGUCCUGCUCUGGUUCACCAGAGAACCAGGAUUCAUGCCCGGCUGGGCCGCUGUGCUCUUCAACAAGGACAAACCAUGUAUAUGUCCCAGGUAUGUCACUGAUGGCACAGUGGCCAUGCUGAUGUCAACGCUGUUCUUUGUGAUCCCAUCCCAACUACCCAGAUGUGGCGGGUACUCUGAGGAUGGAAAGCCCCUGAAGGCCCCUCCCACCCUGCUCAAUUGGGACGUGGUCCAUAAGAAGAUGCCUUGGAACAUUCUCCUGCUAGUGGGAGGAGGCUUCGCUCUGGCCCGGGGCAGCGAGACGUCUGGUCUGUCUCAGUGGCUAGGAGAAAGUCUGGCCCCCCUGCAGUCCAUCCCUCCCGUUGCCAUCUCUUUCCUCCUGUCUCUACUCAUCGCCACUUUCACUGAGUGCUCCAGCAACGUAGCUACUACCACAUUGUUCCUGCCUAUACUGGCCUCUAUGGCCGUAACCAUUAAGCUCCACCCGCUGUACGUCAUGCUGCCCUGCACCAUCUGUGCCUCGCUGGCCUUCAUGUUGCCGGUGGCCACACCCCCUAACGCCAUCGCCUUCUCAUAUGGCAACCUCAAAGUCAUGGACAUGGCGAAGGCUGGAUUCGUGCUGAACAUUAUUGGUGUCAUCACCAUCAACAUCGCCCUGAACACCUGGGGAACAGCUAUGUUCAAUCUCAACACCUUCCCUGACUGGGCCAAUGUUACCACCAUACCCACCCCCUGAUCUAGAGACACCAGAAAGGAAGGAAGGAGGGAAGGAGGAGGAGGAAGACAGUGGAGGGAUGGGAAGAGGGGAGAGAUGCUGUAUGUACACCUCUAUCUGGGGCAGGCUGUAAACAGAAGACAGUGCUGAUGGUCAACCUACUCAGGGUGAUCUAAAGCUGCUACUGUAUACACACUCCAUAUAACAACACACAAAGUAUCUGUUUACCGGUUGGACUGGUACUCCUCCUCCACUCUGGCAAAGUGUUGAUUGUUUUGAAUUAAAUCAAUUUAAAUUAAUCAAUUUAAAUGUUUUUUGUACAGCUAAACUAUGCAGGUUGUAUUUGAUCCUUUUUAGGAUAGACAAAUCUGCUUAAGUUUAGAGGAGCGGACACGAGGUGAAAAUACUGUGUCUGUUUGAGGAAUAGAACAGAACAGAAUAGUUAUACCUUAAUUAUAAGGUAUUCUAUGAGAUCAUUUAUGUUUCUCUGAACAUAUUAUUAUGUCAAAAACAACAACAAACUAACAAACAUCUAUUUAAUGUGAAUGGCGAUCUGUGUUGGAAUACAAAUGUUAAAAAUUUAAAAAGAAUUAGAGGAACAACUGACAGGAUGACCUUUCCAUGACCAAGGGUCAUCAGGGCAGUUGGUAAUAAAAUGAGAUAUAAAAACAUUUGGGUUAUAAUCUGGGUAACAUUCUGCCGUGAUCAUUGCAUGGUAAUGUCACUCAGAGGACAAACAAACAGGUAGUAGGGUGGUACCAUGCAUAGUCAGGUAGUAGGGUGGUACCAUGCAUAGUCAGGUAGUAGGGUGGUACCAUGCAUAGUCAGGUAGUAGGGUGGUACCAUGCAUAGUCAGGUAGUAGGGUGGUACCAUGCAUAGUCAGGUAGUAGGGUGGUACCAUGCAUAGUCAGGUAGUAGGGUGGUACCAUGCAUAGUCAGGUAGUAGGGUGGUACCAUGCAUAGUCAGGUAGUAGGGUGGUACCAUGCAUAGUCAGGUAGUAGGGUGGUACCAUGCAUAGUCAGGUAGUAGGGUGGUACCAUGCAUAGUCAGGUAGUAGGGUGGUACCAUGCAUAGUCAGGUAGUAGGGUGGUACCAUGCAUAGUCAGGUAGUAGGGUGGUACCAUGCAUAGUCAGGUAGUAGGGUGGUACCAUGCAUAGUCAGGUAGUAGGGUGGUACCAUGCAUAGUCAGGUAGUAGGGUGGUACCAUGCAUAGUCAGGUAGUAGGGUGGUACCAUGCAUAGUCAGGUAGUAGGGUGGUACCAUGCAUAGUCAGGUAGUAGGGUGGUACCAUGCAUAGUCAGGUAGUAGGCUGGUACCAUGCAUAGUCGGGUGGUUACUUCCAGCAACUCUGUCUUGAAGAUAAUUGAGGAGAGUGACGGACGACUUACUACCACAGUUUCCAUAACGGGUGAGUCAUCAUCGCCUUUUAAACCAUUAUUAUAUAUAUAUAUAUAUAUAUAUUUUUUACACCUGUUCCCCCCCAUUUUGUGGUAUCCAAUUGGUAGUUACAGUUUUGUCUCAUCGCUUCAACUCGGGAGAGGCGAAAGUCGAGAGCCAUGUGUCCUCCGAAACAUAACCAAACCAAGCCGCUUCUUGACACAAUGCCCACUUAACCCGGAAGCCAGCAGCACCAAUGUGACGGAGGAAACACUGUACACCUGGCGACCGUAUCAGCGUGCUUGCACCUGGCCCGCCACAGGAAUCGCUACGCACACGACCCUACGCAAACAACCAAGACAACGCAGGAGUGGCUUCGGUACACGUCUCUGAAUGUCCUUGAGUGGCCCAGCCAGAGCCCGGACUUGAACCAGAUCUAACAUCUCUGGAGAGACCUGAAAAUAGCUGUGCAGCGACGCUCCUCAUCCAACCUGACAGAACUUGAGAGGAUCUGCAGAGAAUAAUGGGAGAAACUCCCCAAAUGCAGGUGUGCCAAGCUUGUAGCGUCAUACCCAAGAAGACUCAAGGCUGUAAUCGCUGCCAAAGGUGCUUCAACAAAGUACUGAGUAAAGGGUCUGAAUACUUAGGUAAAUGUGAUAUUUCAAAAAAACUGUUUUUACUUUGUCAUUAUGGGAUAUUGUGUGUAGCUCAAUGAGGGAAAAAAACAAUUGAAUCAAUUUUAGAAUAAGGCUGUAAUGUAACAAAAUGUGGAAAAGGUCAAGGGGUCUGAAUAUAUUUCCGAAUGCACUGUAGGUCAUUCACACAUUUUCUAUAGGCUACUGCACUCUGUUAAAGAUAAGGUACAUGUUAUAUUUUCACUGUGGUUUUUUAUGCCCAUUUUUAUUUUCAAAUAGAGCUAAAAUAAGAGGCCUGCAUAAUAUUGUUCUAAUAUGUCUGCUGGGUAGACAGCUGCUGUUUAAUAGCAUAUAGGAUGUGUCCCAAAUGGCACCCCGUUUCCUCCAUUGUACACUAGUUUUGACAAGGCGCAGGUCAAAAGUGCAUAGGGUGCCAUUUGGGAUGUUCCCACUGAAUCACUGGGAGAGUAAAUAAAUAUCUAUUUUAUAUACCUUUACCAUGAGCCAAGAGUGGAAUCACUAAGUUAUAAAUUUAUUUAUGUUCCCUGGGGGUUGGGAGUGUUCUUUUUAGAGUUUUAAAACAUGAACUCAUAAAUCUUGAUAUUUAAGGACACAAUAUUCCUCUCUUUCUGAGUAAACCAGGUCAUCAACAUGUUACCUCUCUCACCUGCCUCUCACAUUGGCUUCAAACAUCAUCAAGCUACCCACAUAUAUUACCACAUACACUACCCACAGUCUUGUUCAAUAAGAAACACUGUUUUACAUGUGUUAUAAACAUCACUUUGUUAAAAUAAUUUAGUAUUGGCAGUUUACACAACGUUAGCGUCUAGCUCUCUGCCAGGUCACUGGCAUCAGGAUUGUCUGUAAAGUUGUCAAGCUACCUUGUCUGGCCUGACCUGGCUGUGUGUGGCAACUUCACCUAGGAUUUCUUACCUCGGUUAACAGUCUAGUAAAAGCAGAGCUCUGUUAUUUCCAGGACUGCUGUUGUCAGGUGUUAUCAGGUAAGCAGUAAGUAGGUGUGUACAAUUUAAACAAUGCUACCUUAUAUAAUGUUACUUACCCUACAUUAUUCAUCUCAUAUGCAUACGUAUAUACUGUACUCUACAUCAUCGACUGCAUCCUUAUGUAAUACAUGUAUCACUAGCCACUUUAACUAUGCCACUUUGUUUACUUUGUCUACAUACUCAUCUCACAUGUAUAUACUGUACUCUAUAUCAUCUACUGCAUCCUUAUGUAAUACAUGUAUCACUAGCCACUUUAACUAUGCCACUUUGUUUACUUUGUCUACAUACUCAUCUCAUAUGUAUAUACUGUACUCGAUACCAUCUACUGUAUGCUGCUCUGUACCAUCUCUGUACCAUCACAUAUUCCUUAUCCCCUUACACUGUGUAUAAGACAGUAGUUUUGGAAUUGUUAGUUAGAUUACUUGUUGGUUAUCACUGCAUUGUAGGGUACUGUAGCUCAGUUGGUAGAGCAUGGCGCUUGUAACGCCAGGGUAGUGGGUUCGAUCCCCGGGACCACCCAUACGUAGAAUGUAUGCACACAUGACUGUAAGUCGCUUUGGAUAAAAGCGUCUGCUAAAUGGCAUAUAUUAUUAUUAUAUAUUAUUGUCGGAACUAGAAGCACAAGCAUUUCGCUACACUCGCAUUAACAUCUGCUAACCAUGUGUAUGUGACAAAUAAAAUUGGAUUUGAUUUGAUUUAGGUGUGUACAGGGAGCACCCAUGUGAGCACCUGAGCCAAAUAACCACAAUAAAAAC